This is a messenger RNA of Anolis carolinensis (green anole), 18954 nucleotides long. RefSeq names its product muscleblind like splicing regulator 3 (gene mbnl3). Gene Ontology annotation, cellular component: nucleus. The transcript is spliced from 10 exons. Lineage: Eukaryota; Metazoa; Chordata; Lepidosauria; Squamata; Anolidae. Bases 3833 to 4948 code for a protein of 371 amino acids. Gene Ontology annotation, molecular function: RNA binding; metal ion binding. Gene Ontology annotation, biological process: regulation of RNA splicing. The record is from RefSeq and is a predicted model, not a curated record.
GGAGGGAGCCCAAGGCAAGGCCACAUGGGCCCUUUCUCUCCCUGGGUACAAGGAUGGAUGGAUAGAUAGACCCAUGGAUUGAUAUAUAUGGACAUAUAUAGAUAUAUGGAUGGAUGGAUAGAUAGACCCAUGGAUUGAUAUAUAUGGACAUAUAUAGAUAUAUGGAUGGAUGGAUAGAUAGACCCAUGGAUUGAUAUAUAUGGACAUAUAUAGAUAUAUGGAUGGAUGGAUAGAUAGAUCCAUGGAUUGAUAUAUAUGGACAUAUAUAGAUAUAUGGAUGGAUGGAUAGAUAGAUCCAUGGAUUGAUAUAUAUGGACAUAUAUAGAUAUAUGGAUGGAUGGAUAGAUAGACCCAUGGAUUGAUAUAUAUGGACAUAUAUAGAUAUAUGGAUGGAUGGAUAGAUAGACCCAUGGAUUGAUAUAUAUGGACAUAUAUAGAUAUAUGGAUGGAUGGAUAGAUAGAUCCAUGGAUUGAUAUAUAUGGACAUAUAUAGAUAUAUGGAUGGAUGGAUAGAUAGACCCAUGGAUUGAUAUAUAUGGACAUAUAUAGAUAUAUGGAUGGAUGGAUAGAUAGAUCCAUGGAUUGAUAUAUAUGGACAUAUAUAGAUAUAUGGAUGGAUGGAUAGAUAGAUCCAUGGAUUGAUAUAUAUGGACAUAUAUAGAUAUAUGGAUGGAUGGAUAGAUAGAUCCAUGGAUUGAUAUAUAUGGACAUAUAUAGAUAUAUGGAUGGAUGGAUAGAUAGAUCCAUGGAUUGAUAUAUAUGGACAUAUAUAGAUAUAUGGAUGGAUGGAUAGACAGAUACAUUGAUUGAUUGAUUGAUUGAUUAAUAGAUAGAUACAUGGUAGUCAAAGGUAAGGCCAAAUGGCUCCUUUCUCGCCGUCUUCUCCAGGAUCUAUGGAUGGAUAUGUAGAUGGAUACCUACCUACUCACAGAGAUACCUAGAUGGGUACAUGGAUGGCUGGCUGGAUAGAUGGAUUGAUAAAUACAUGGAUGGAUAGAUAGAUAGAUCAAUAGUAGUCCAAGGUAAAGCCACAUGGCGUCUUUCUCGCUGUCUUCUCCAGGAUCUAUGUUUGGCUUAUGUAGAUGGAUAGAUACUUACUACAGAGAUACCUAGAUAGGUACAUGGAUGGAUGGAUAGAUGGAUACAUGGAUUGAUGGAGGGAUACAUGGAUAGAUAGAUCGAUAGUAGUCAAAGGUAAGGCCAAAUGGCUCCUUUCUCGCCGUCUUUUCCAGGAUCCAUGGAUGAAUAUGUAGAUGGAUACGUACCUACUCACAGAGAUAUCUAGAUGGGUACAUGGAUGGAUAGAUAGUAGAUCAAUAGUAGUCCAAGGUAAGGCCACAUGGCGUCUUUCUCGCCGUCUUCUCCAGGAUCUAUGGAUGGAUAUGUAGAUGGAUAGGUACCUACUCAUAGAGAUACCUAGAUGGGUACAUGGAUGGAUGGAUACAUGGAUAGUUAGAUAGAUCGAUAGUAGUCAAAGGUAAGGCCAAAUGGCUAUCACCGUCUUCUCCAGGAUCCAUGGAUGAAUAUGUAGAUGGAUAUGUACCUACUCACAGAGAUAUCUAGAUGGGUACAUGGAUGGAUACAUGGAUAGAUAGAUAGAUAGAUAGAUCAAUAGUAGUCCAAGGUAAGGCCACAUGGCGUCUUUCUCGCCGUCUUCUCCAGGAUCCAUGGAUGAAUAUGUAGAUGGAUAUAUACCUACUCACAGAGAUACCUAGAUGGGUACAUGGAUGGAUAGAUGGAUACAUGGAUAGAUAGAUAGAUAUAUCAAUAAUAGUCCAAGGUAAGGCCACAUGGCUCCUUUCUCUCUGUCUUCUCCAGGAUCUAUGGAUGGAUAUGUAGAUGGAUAGGUACCUACUCAUAGAGAUACCUAGAUGGGUACAUGGAUGGAUAGAUAGAUCCAUGGAUGGAUGGAUAGACAGAUGCAUGGAUAGAUAGAUAGAUAGAAGUUCAAGGUAAAGCCACAUGGCGUCUUUCUCGCCGUCUUCUCCAGGAUCUAUGUUUGGCUUAUGUAUAUGGAUAGGUACCUACUACAGAGAUACCUAGAUGGGUACGUGGAUGGAUGGAUAUAUGGAUACAUAGAGGGAUACUGGAUAGAUAGAUAGAUGGAUAGAUAGAUAGAUCGAUAGUAGUCAAAGGUAAGGCCACAUGGUCCUUUCUCACCGUCUUCUCCAGGAUCUAUGGAUGGAUAUGUAGAUGGAUAGGUACCUACUCACAGAGAUACCUAAAUGGGUACAUGGAUGGACGAAUAGAUGAAUAGAUGUAUACAUGGAUAGAUAGAUAGAUGGAUAGUAGUCAAAGGUGAGGCCAAAUGGCUCCUUUACCACCAUCUUCUCCAGGAUCUAUGGAUGGAUAUGUACCUACUCACUAGAUGGGUACAUGGAUGGAUGGAGGGAUACAUGGAUACAUAGAGGGAUACAUGGAUAGAUAGAUAGAUGGAUAGUAGUCAAAGGUGAGGCCAAAUGGCUCCUUUAUCACCAUCUUCUCCAGGAUCUGUGUUUGGAUAUGUAGAUGGAUACGUACCUACUCACAGAGAUACCUAGAUGGGUUCAUGAAUGGAUGAAUAGCUGGAUAGCUGGAUAGAUGGAUAGAUGGAUAGAUAGAUAAUAGUCCAAGGUAAAGCCACAUGGCCGCUUCCUCUCUGUCUUCACCAGGAUCCAUGGAUGGAUAUCUAGAUGGAUACCUACCUACUCAUAGAUCGAUAGUAGUCAAAGGUUGCUGAAAAGUGCCUUUCUUGAAGCUCUCGCGACCGCCGCUGCCGCUUGGAUUUCUGUCUAAGGCUUUGCCUCGCUCACUUUUAAUAUAUAUACAUAUAUAUAUAUAUAUAUAAACACACACAGAUACACACACACAAACACAUAUACCCCUCUUUCCUUUCUUUUUUUCUUUCUUUUUUUUGGUAAAGAAAAAGUUCAGCACUGCGAUUCGUCACCUGAAGGCAACUCAUCCAUCUUUUUCUCACUUCUGUUUUUCGUGCAAAUUUGUUCGGCUGUCCAACUAUGUAGCAAACUCGACUCUCGAAAAGAGAAAUCAAUCAGGAUAGGCAACGCGAAAGGAAGUUGUCACGUCUCUUUCGUUGGUUUUAACACUUUGCAACUUCAUCAGGAUUUUAAUUUUUUAAAAACAAAGAAGAAGAAAAAGGAAGAGGAGAGAAUUGUCUUCAAAAAUAUUUUUCUGCGCUGAAAAACUGAAACCAUACCAUUCGAUUGACCUCCUUGACAACUACCAUUUUUUUUCCUUUUCCCGUUUCUUUUCCUUUCCUUUUUUUGAGGGAGAAUAAUUGAAAUCCAAGAACUGGAGAGCACAGGAUCCUUUUUUGGGGAGAAGGGAGGAUUUCUUUUUAAAAAUCUGCCGGUUAUUUUGAAACAAUAAUUUUGGCAGUGGCACAAAAAUAUUAUAUAUCUAUCUAUCUAUAUAUAUAGACAUACACAUAUAUAAAUAUAUAACAUUUCUAUUUUGACUUUGGCAAUUGCACUUUUAGGAGCUGGCCUCUAAUUUGAUUUUUCUUUAAUUCUGAUGAGAUUUCUAUUUUACGAUUGGCUUUACGUUUGAUCCUUGUUUUCAACAAACACAAAUUGAAUUCAAUGGAAACCUAAGUGCUGACAAAUAGAAAUUUUACCAAAGCAACAAGUUAGUGAUUUCUUCAUGUUUUUUUAACUUGAAUCCCCCCAUUUUUUAAAUAAAAAGAAGCUUUUCUCCCUUGCUUUUCAAAAGCAGCAGAGCAAUCUUUCUGAAGAAAGGUACUGCGCCAUCCAAGUUUUCUUUCCUUCCUUUUUCUUUUUUGUUCCUUCCUUUUGGGAGGACGGGAUCUUGUCGCCGUUGUCGUCGUUUUAAUAUGGCCAUGAACGUUUCUUUGGUUCGCGAUACGAAAUGGCUGACAUUAGAAGUGUGUCGGGAAUUUCAGAGAGGAACUUGCUCCCGAUCCGACACCGAGUGCAAAUUUGCCCAUCCUUCCCGGAGUUGCCACGUGGAAAAUGGACGGGUUAUUGCCUGCUUUGACUCCCUAAAGGGCCGCUGCACCCGUGAAAACUGCAAGUACCUUCACCCUCCGCCGCACUUAAAAACGCAACUCGAAAUCAACGGACGCAACAACCUGAUCCAGCAGAAGACGGCCGCAGCCAUGUUUGCCCAGCAGAUGCAGUUCAUGCUCCCUGGAGCCCAGUUACAACCCAUUACAACGUUUCCUGUGACUCCUUCGCUUGCCACCAGCCCCACCAUGGCGUUCAGUCCCUACCUGAGCCACGUCUCCCACGGAAUGGGCUUGGUCCCUGCUGAGCUGUUACCAAAUACGCCUGUCCUGGUCCCGGGAAACCCGGCGGUUUCGGUCCCGGGCGGCUCCACCGGACAGAAACUCAUGAGGACGGAUAAGCUAGAGGUUUGCCGGGAGUUCCAGCGCGGCAACUGCACCCGGGGCGAGAACGACUGCCGCUACGCGCACCCUAUCGAGGUCGCCAUGAUCGACACGAAUGAGAACACGGUCACGGUGUGCAUGGAUUACAUCAAAGGCCGGUGCUCCCGGGAGAAAUGCAAGUACUUUCAUCCCCCAGCACACUUGCAAGCCAAAAUCAAGGCAGCUCAGCACCAGGUGAACCAAACGGCUGCAGCCGCAAUGGCGCUGCCGCCGGGUGCUCUUCAACCUUUACCAAAGAGGCCAGCACUUGAAAAAAACAAUGGUGCCACCCCAGUCUUUAACCCCAGUGUUUUCCACUAUCAGCAGGCCCUCGCCAACAUGCAACUGCAACCGCCCACCUUUAUCCCGACAGGCUCUGUGCUCUGCAUGGCUCCCACAGCAGGCGUUGUCCCCAUGAUGCACGGCGCUACACCCACCACUGUGUCUGCAGCAACGACACCCGUCACCAGCGUCCCUUUCGCUGCAACUGCUACCGCCAAUCAGAUAUCUCAGUUAUCAGUCGAUGACCUAAACAGCAGCAUGUUUGUCUCACAAAUGUAGACUCCAGCGACAAAACACAAACCCUACUGAAACCCUGAAUUCCAGGAGCUCCCCGGACCUUCCCUUCUGAGCGAGAGGCCAGUCUCCUUGUAUGUAUUCGCCCGUCUUUCCAUCCUCCUACUCCAUGGUCUACAGUAAGCCUCUCGCAGCCGACAUGUUAACCAAAAACUGAUCCAUGGGAAUGUCAAAACAUUUUUCUAAAGAAAAGAAAGCACUAUAUAUAUAUAAACAAUUAACAACAAAAAAAACAAAACAAAACAAACCAGAGCUCUCUCUAGGAGACUGUAUAGCAGUAGGGAACUAUAAUGAUAAGACUUUUGUAACACCUUAACUUUAACACACUUUAAAAAAAAAACUUUUCUUUCUUCUUGUGACUACCAUCAAGACGGAAAGUACUCCGGACUUAAAAUCGUUCUAUUGUCGAUGGAUAAAUGUUCGUCUGGAUUUGUUUUUAUUUUAUUAUUAUUAUUUCAAAGUGUUAUCUUAACUGUUCUGUUUACAUCCUAGUCGAGAUUGAUUUGUCGGAGGAGAAAAGAAAGACAAAAAAGGAGAGAAGAACUGGGCUUCAUUAUCAAUGUAUACGAAACACCCUAUUUUUUCCCCCUCUUUUCGUUAUCAUAACGUUUUCGUAUUUGCUGUCGUCGUUAUGGGUUUCUCUCUUCUCUCUCUUCUUCUUUUUGUACAAAGCUAAGAAUGUUCUAAGAGGGAAACGGGAAAGACGGACGUGGCUUUUUUUGUUGUUGUUAUGGUUUUCAAGAAAGACGUGGAGAAUGUUCGUUUGCUGGAUUUUGUCGGUGGCUUUGCCUUCCGGGAAGGAAAUAAGGAAAAGGAAACCUCCGCCGGGAAUCUUAAGACGCCGUCUCCGGGAAAACGGAGUCUCUAAAAGGCAUUGCCCUCGAUGGCGGGAAAAGGCCGGGAAGCGGAAGGAAGCCAAAAUAGGGAUCGGGUCUUCCUAAGCGCCGAGAAGGGAAGGCGAAAGGGACAAAAGGCGUUUCCAUCAAGUGCCAUUUUCUGCUGCAAGUGGCGCACAAGGUUUCGCAGGGAUUUCGAGUUGCAAAAUGACAACAUUAUAAUGGGGAUAAACCCAGUGCUCAUCUGCAAACUCCAUUGGCAUCGUUACGAAGAAAGCGGAGACACGUUUCUUCCAGGCCAAGAGCGGUGAAUCCGUUCUGAGGAGGAACAUCUGCACUGUGUCGUUAAUGCAGUUUGACCCCACUUUCAACUGCUGGUGGAACCACACUUUGAUUGUGCUUUUCCUGCAGAAUGGGGUCCAACCCAGGAAAGUAGCACCAAACAGCCUUGGAUGUCCCUAAUAACAACAACAACUCUUUAUUGAUUAGUCAGUUUUGACCAUAUCAAAAUAUGUAAAACAUACAAAACGUACACCCUUACCCAUACAUACAGUAAAAUCAUGUAAAACAGUAAAACCAUGUAAAAACAAGGCAUCCUGGCCUACUAGCCUACCAACCCACUCCUUGGUAGUUGUGCAAGUACAGAAUAGAAAGAUUAAAAUUAAGAUUAAUUAUUCCCUUAAGGUACGGUUUAAGCGGGGACAAGGGUAAGUAAAACUAGUGGCUUGUCCAUAGUAAAUUUUAAAUUUGGAUUUUGUUAUUGGCAUUAAUAUCACAGCUGUCCGCUUCCAUCUUCUCGCAGAUGGCCAGUGCUUUUUGUGUAAAAAGGGUCAGUUUUAAAAUAGAGUUUUUAUCUGAACCCCGUAGAAGGAUGUGUAGUUUCUCCUUAUUCUCUAAAUGAGUGUGGUUCUCAAGCAGAGGCUCUAAAUAGAAAGAUCGAAUCCUGUUGUAAUAAGGGCAUUUUAAAUGUCCCUAAUAAGAAUCGUUGUCUUUGGAGAGCAACCCUUUACUCAUGUUGAGUGACUUUAAAAAAUCGAAUUAAAUUAAUUUUUUUAAAAAGGACAGGGAUGCAAUUUUGGGCUUUUUAAGUCAAAACUUUUCCCCAGAGACUUCUUCCAAAGAUGGUGCCACAUUUUGGGCCUUGGCACCUUUGCAGUGCGGUUUCGGCACUCAUCCGUGUCUUGGUGCAAAAGUGGAGAAGGUCUCGUGACCUCUCUAGACUAUUAAAAAAGAGUGAAUUUCCACUCCUGGAUGGCUCUAGGAGCAGUCAUUCGCAUGUAAAAUGAGUCACAGGGUCUUGUGCAGUGCUUUUAUCCCCAUGUUUUCCAAAAACAAUGGGAUCCUGAGGUCCUGGCCCCCAAAACUGCCGCCUUUCUCUGCAUUGAGGACAUCAAUGCCUAUAUCAAGCUAUAUUGGUGCUACUUUGCUGGGUUAUGAAAGGUCUAGGCUUGUGGUUCCCAACUUCUGUUCCGCCAAUGUUUUGGACUUCAGCCCCCAGAAUUCUUCGCUGUUGGCCAAAAUGGAUGGGGCUUCUGGGACUCAAAAGUCCAAAAUGCUUAUAGGGUUCAACGUUUGGGAACCAUUAGUCCUAAUAGGGUUUUGCAGAACGAUUCCUUGGUUUGCCUCCUUGAAGAACAUCCCUUGGCUUUCAUUUCCAGGCGGCAUUAAUUCGGAUGUAAGAUGCCAAAAAAGGAAAAGAAAGGAUCAAAUAUAUAUCCCCAUUUUGGACGAAUUGGUCAAGCAGGCAUAGGCUUUCUUUGUAACUUUGCGAAUGGGGUGGAAUGUGGAUUCAAGUGAAAAUCUUGGUGUAUUUUUAAAGAAAAUAGGUGGGUUUUGCACAACUUGUGGCAGUGCCUCUACAGAGAACAUACCUGAUCUCCAGUAGUCGGAAAGUACAUUGUGUGUGUGUUUAGGGCUGUGUGUGUAUCUAUGUGUGUAUAUAAUAUAUAUAUAGCACACACACACACACUUCUGUUAGCUUUAGAGUUUGAAAGGCAGUUGUGCAUCCCUUUUGAAUGGAUGUCUUGUGUCAUCUUGCCCCUUCCGACUAGCCCCCUUUCCUGUCAUCUUAGAAUGAGACCCAAAACAAUCGCACCUCUCCACACGCAAACAUCUUCGGUAGAUAGAUGUCAAUGGAAUGUAUACAGCCGCAAGUGUUUCCACUGCACCCAUGUCACACUUCCAAAGCACUGAAAAAAGACAACGUGAAAGAGAGAAAUCCACCUCCAAAACAACAGCGGAAGGGAUGGAACGAUGCCCUCUUUAAUUUCUCCAAGGAGUAAUUUUAGCAUUUCCUCAAGCUAGAAAAUCCUCAAAAAUGGCAACAUUUGCAAAGAUUGUUCCCAACCUGGGAAUUUUCUGCAUUAAAAAACCCCCAAUGUGGUUUGUUUGUGCAGGAGACAGAAUUUUCGGUGUUUUCUGCACACACAAAAAUGCUUUCUUCAUGCACAGAAAGGCUAUGUUUACCAUCAGAGAAUACAGUGAUCCCUCACUACUUCACGGUUCACUUUUCGCGGAUUCAUUGCUUUGCGGUUUUUCAACAAACUCUAAAAGACUAUUAUAAAUCAUAAAAAAUUACAAUUUACAGCCUAAGGAAGGGAGGAAGGAGAAGCCAAAGAGAGAGAAUAGGAGCCCAAGCGGCAAUGGGAGGAGAAGGAGAUGAUUUAUCAACACAUGGUUGGUUGAUAAAGACUUAAAAUAGUGUAUAACUACUAAAAUAAUGUAUAAAUAUUAAAAUAAAUAUAGCGUCCCUACUUCGCGGAUUUUCAUUUAUUGUGGGUGGUCCUGGAACCUAACCCCAGUGAUAAGUGAGGGAACACUGUAAUCCAUCUUUCCUGCAUAGAAAAGUAGUAUUUUCUACACAGAAAAAUUAUCUUUCCUGCACAGAAAAGUCACAUUUUGUGCACACACAAACAUUAGUGUUUUCUGCACAAAACUAUGUUUCGUAUACAGAAAAUUGUGCUCCUGGCACAGAAUAAUUGUAUUCUGCAUUAAAAACAGCAGGUUUUUCACAUAAACAAGUUUUCUGCACAGAAAUUUGCUUCCUGCAGAGACAUCAUGUAGUCUACAAAGAAAAAUCAUUUACAUGUACAGAAAAGUUAUGUUUUCUGUUCCAAAAAAUCAUGUUUUCAGCACCAAAAAUCAUGUUUUUUGCACAAUUUUUAAAUAGAAAAAUUGCAUUUUUGUUAAUGUGCAAAACCCCCUACUUUCUUGCAUAGACAUGUCUCAAAUUGCAAAAAUUUGGCAACUCCUCUCCCUUUUCAUUGCUGAAUUUAUUUUGUAUGUUCUUUCCAUCCCUAACCGACGGCUUCCGGAAGGUUGGAUUUCUGCACUUUCAGGCCACACUCAAACCAACACACCUUUUCUUAAGGUCUAGUGAUAGUAUCCAAGAUAGAAUCUUUUUAGGUGCCACAACCAUUUUUUAUUAUUAUGUAAGAGGAGGAAAGCGAAGCUUGAAGCACGGGGAAUGUCACCAAAUUCGACACAAAAGGGCUGGGCUGGGUGGGUGAAAACACAAUGUUAUUGUGAGGAUAGCACUAUUUAAAGGCUUCUUGUGCAAUGACUUCUUUAUUCAAGAAAGAACGAAAACUCAGUCGACAGACUCUAAAAAUAUAAACCCUAAAUAGGUGCGCUCUAUUUACAAAGUCGUUUGGCGACUCUAAACAAAUUGUCACAAAACUCAGAUUCAGCUUUUGUUAAGUUGACUCCCGAGAUGUAUGUAAAGUUUGUUUGAAUCAGUCUAAUUUCAGCAACUUUUCUUAUAAAGCUUCCCGGGUUCGACAAACAUAUAUAUAGAUAUAUUCUUUUUUUUAAUUUAUCCAAAGUUCUUUCUUUCUUGUGCGCACAUGCGUUUUUUAAAAUAUAUAUAUAUACAUAUAUAUAUAUAUAAACCUAUAUAUAUAUAUAUUGGUGGAUGUGUGCCGGAUUCCUCUCAGCCUUAUGCAAACAAUAUGCAAGAAAUGCUGAAAACUUGAGUAAAACGGGUCAUUGCAGAGGGAAAAUAAAUGAUAAAGUGGAUCGAUCGUUUUUGAGGGGGGGGGAUUGUUGUACCGUGAAAAGAAAUGAAAAUGUAAAAAAUAAUAAUAAUACUGUUACUAAACUGUUAACAUACAUAUUCAAACAAUGAAAGAGGGAUUUGAAAUACAAUGGAGUCUUUAAAAUGAUUGAUUACCUUUAAGUACCGUCUUUUUAUGGAUUGACACAUAGUUCUUCAUAAUCAGCCAUUUAAUGUCUUUGUUUAGUAUGAAAUAGGUUAUGGAUUUGUUUUUAAACAAGAAAAAUGUCCUGUUUGCAUUUUACAAAUAUUGGGUAAUAUUCUGUAUUAGCUACUAAGUUAGAUAUCCAUUAUUAAGGCCUCGGUAUCCACUGUGGGACCCUCUAUGGAUACCAAAAUCUGAGGAUGCUCAAAUCCCGUUAUAUAUACAAUGGUGUCCUUAUAUAAAAUGGCAAAACCAAGGUUUGUUUUUUUGGAAUUGUAAAAAAUAUAUUCAAAUUGCGGAUGGUUGUAUCCUUGUAUACAGAAGCCGUGGAUACAGAGGACCUUAACUGAUCAACUUCUCCAGGUUUCUCGAUUCCCUCCAAAUUUGAUGGAAACUCAAUUCGAUCUCCAUUCAACAGAAGAAUAGAUCUCUUUCCAUCAAGGUUUAGAGGGGCUCAGACCAGGAGAGGUUGUUUCACUAAAUAUAUUUAACUAAAUACUUGAUAUAGAAUAUGUCCCCUUAAAUAGAGUUGUGUCCUCGGCCCUUUCCCAAAUGGCCGGCCCACCACAAUCCACUUGCGAACGCUUCCAAACACUCGUUGAUCUGCCAUGUCUUGCAUGCUGCACUUUUUGAGCGUUGGCUCGUGGAAAUGCCAUGAUGGGCUAGCUGAUCCAAACCCUUGGCAAAGUGGCAGAAUUUCUCCUAGCCGAUCUGGCUUUAAAAGAACUACUCCCCACCACAUUGGUGUACUUGAAUCUCGCCUGGAAAAAAAAUUAAUUGCACCCAGACUAGGGAUUGAAACAGAGAAUGGAAAUGUAGACAGAGGAGAUGUCACCUCACAAUUGAGAAGAUGUAUCUAUCCAUCACCAUUGAGAUGUCUCCUCACUGCUGAGAAGAUGUCUCCUUACCAUUAAGGAGAUGUAUCUUCAUCAUUAAGAAGAUGUCUCCUCACCAUAAAGAUGUCUCCUCACUGUUGAGAAGAUGUCUCCUCACCAUUGAGGAGUUGUCUCUUCAUUACUGAGAUGUCUCCUCACUGUUGAGAUGUAUCCUCUCCAUUGAGAAGUUGUUUCCUCACUGUUGAGAAGAUGUCUCCUCACCAUUGAGGAGUUGUCUCUUUGCUACUGAGAUGUCUCCUCACUAUUGAGAUGUAUCCUCUCCAUUGAGAAGUUGUUUCCUCACUGUUGAGAAGAUGUCUCCUCACCAUUGAGGAGUUGUCUCUUCACUACUGAGAUGUCUCCUCACUGUUGAGAUGUAUCCUCUCCAUUGAGAAGUUGUUUCCUCACUGUUGAGAAGAUGUCUCUCCACUAUAGAGAUGUCUCCUCACCAUUUAGAAGAUGUCUUUUCACCAUUGAGGGGAUGGAGGUAACUUUGAUCCCAUUGAGUUCCUUUGGUCAUUGCUCAAUCCCAACAUGUUACUUAAUUUGGAGUAUGCGAUAUGCAGCAGUGCACUUAUGCAACAGUGUGCUGUGUAUAGCAAUACACAAAUUGUGAGCUUGCAUAGUUUGCCAGUUCCAACUGGAUUCUGUCCAGCACUUUUUUGGAAGGUAAAUACAACUCCCCAAAUCUGGUAGGCUUGGCUCAAGUUGAUCCCUUGAAUCAACUGAGGACCCAAAGGCUGUAUCUCCACUGUUGAAUCGAUGCAGUUUGAUGCCACUUUCGUUGGCUCAGUGCCAUAGAAUCCUGGGAGAUGUUUGGUGCCUCCCCAAACUACAGUUCCUAGCAUUCAAUCGGCACAACCAAUGGCAUUGAAAAUCGGGCCAAACUGUAUUCAUUUGACCCAAAGUGGAGUCUUCCAUCUCUUGUUUUAUCCCUUAUAUAUUUCACACACAUAAAAGAGAUGAGAGGGGAGUUUGUGAAAAAAAAUCCAAUUGAAUUUAUGGCGAAAAAUGGAAUUACACCCUCCUUCUGAAGGAUGUAUGUUGCAGACGAUUGGACUUUUACCAUGUGCCUGACAAAGGCCUUAGAAUAUAUUGUAUGUUAAAGACUGUAAUAACUUUUUAAAGAGAAAAAAGAAGCUAUUAGUUGAUAGCCUAAAAUAACUGUAAAUAGAAUUUGAAAAUAAAACACACACAAUACACACAGAAGACACACACAUUGUAACUAGGCUACAACAGGUUAAUAACUCAUGUUAUGUUCUUUUCCAUUUCUUUUAUUUUUAGUUUUAAAAAGAUUUUUUCAUUAUUGCUUUUAUAUAUAUUAUAUAUAUAAAUAUAUCUCUUUAGUAACUAAUGACUUUAAUUUUUGAAGGAGAGUUAGAGAAUGUUUAAGAUUUUUAAGAUACAUGUAUUCAACUCAUUUAGUUAUCUUCUAAAAAACAACAACACUGAAGCGCAUGUCAAGAUAUAGAAAAAUUUACAAAAAAAUAUAUACAGUCCAUAACUAGUUUGUAUAGUUUACAGUUCAAGAACAAACAAACAAAACGGAUUAACUUUGUAUGUAACUCCUACAAUGAUAGAUUCAUUGUUAACUAAUUAUAUUAAGUUGUUGUUGCUAUGGCAACAAAAACUACAACAUGGCUACCUUUGUAUACAUUAUUUGUGAAAUUUUCACAUGUAAAUUUGAGGAGAAGAAAAAAAAUCUUAAGGUAAACGUGUAACAGUAUGGGUUCGUUUUAAGGUACAGUUCGAUACUGUCGGAGAAAGAGAUGACUGAAUAUUUUUAAAAUCCCAAAGUCCCAUGUGAACGCUGGAUUUGUGUCUUGGAUGUCACUUUUUCAGUCAAAAAGUUUACAACACAUGGAUUUAGAGUCAGGUUUUAUAGCUUGUAGAAAUUGUUGUGUGGGUCGGGUCAUUCCACAAUAUUUCCCUCCGUGAGCGCUCACUUUUGUUUCCUCGGCCUUUGAACCAAACGUCAGAAAAGUCAAGUUCAGAAUUCAUUGCCUUUAUUUUGGCCAAUUCCAAGAAUUUGGUGCAUUUAUUAUUAUUUGUUGCCAAUCCCAAGGAAAGACCAUUUUUGCAAAAAACAAGGAAAUAUCACCUUUCGGAAAGUCAUCAUGACUAAAGACUGUUGUUGUUGCAUUUCAUAGAGGACUUUCCUCAUUUCAAAACCAUAGUGCUGUCAUUCUGCUCUAACUACCAUUGUUGUGUAUCCUGGGAUUUGUAAACAUUCAAUGCCAUUAUACAGUUAACAAGGACAGACAAUACACAGACAGAGGUAAAGGCUUUCCCCAUCUUUUCCAUUUCCAGCAUCUGGAGGCUGAGCUCAACUAUUGCUCCAUCUUCCAUGCCAAGGAGCUUUGUCAUCCUUAAACAUCCUCCGGAUCAAAUUGCCUUAUUGGCACCUAUUAUAAGUUCACCACUUUUUAAGAGCGGUAUUUAUUUAUCUACUCACAUUUCUGCUUUCAAUCUGCAAGGUGGACAGAGAGCUGGGGCUGAUGGCGGGUGCUCACCCCGACCCAAGCUUGAACUGCUGACCUUUCAAUUUUCUACAGCAUAUUCUGCAGCUUAGCAGUUUUGCCCGCUGAGCUAAGACCAGCUCUAUAUCUGUUUGAAGAUACGUCCCCAAACUUACAAUGGAAAGACUAGUGAAACCUAUUGAAAUGAAUGAUUCAGUGGCCAUAGUGUCUCUCUGGAGGGCCAAGAAAAUUCUUAGAGAGGUAUCUCUAAACUGCAAAUUGCAAGAUCUUCCAGAGGAUAUUGUCAGUGGAAUCCUAACUCCAUAAUUUCGUAAUAUCGAAAAUUUUGUUGCAAUUUAACAUUUGCGCAGAAUGAUGUACUAAGGCUACAUUUAUGUAAAUCUGUAUCAUUUUUGCAUGGAGAAACUCAAUGGGUUGCAUUUCUAUGCAUGGAAUGGUAGCACCAUACUUGCCUAAUGUGAAAACUCCAUGGGAUAUUACCAUGGCAGUUAAAGUGGAAUUAAAGCACUGUUAUUGAGUCAUAUGAAAAAGAUCCCCAGAAUUUCGCUCUGGCUAACAUUUACUCCAAAUUUUGUGCGAAAAUGAAAUUUUUGCAUAAUUUCUCAUGGAGAAACCCAAUAUAUUUGAUUUCCAUCAAUGGAAUUUUUCACCUGGAAAUGAAAUGGAUUCUGAACUGUGCAUUUCCCAGUUUCCCUUCGUUGUCACUCAAAAAUUCAGAACGAAACAGUUGGAUUACAAAAAAUGCAAACCUUCCUUUAUCAUUGAAAGCCUGGGAAAUAGCUAGCUAUCUAUAUAAAUAUAUAUAAUCUAUAUUUUUAUUUAAAUUAUCAGAAAGAGGACAACAUGUACAUACAAAAACCUCCCAAAAUAUUGUGGAAUGACCCUAUAACAGUGUUGAAGAUUUCAAUAUGCUGCAGAUAAACUGAUUCAGUUAGUGUACGAAUGUGUGAGACACACCUUUUUGCACUUAUGUACAUAGUCCACGAAAGAAAUCCCUUGGAACUUAUUUUGAAUAUAUUAACGAUAAAAAAGUCUGUAAUAAUACAAGGAAAAAAGUUUGUAAAAGAGAUUACUAAGGCUUUGAAAAAAAAGGAAAGAGAUUUUUUGCUAUAAAACUUAUCUGAACGCAUGAUGUUGCUUUGCUAUUGUACAAGCUUUUGUAGUUUGCCAUAUAGCUGACAAUACAGCGGACUGAUACCGGGCCACCUUCAACCUGCAGCUCAGAAAAUGAAAUCUAUAUAUAAAUUAUAGGAAACAGAUGCUUAAUUUGAAAAUAAAAACAGGCAAGGUCAGCAGCAAAGGUUUUUAAACACUUCGCCAAUGAUCAAAAUUUGGACACAUUAAGUUCAAGUGUUUCGCUGUAUCAACCCAAAGGCCUGUUUGGUCCAACUUUCUUCCGGAGCUUGAAAAAUCACAUUUUUUGGACGGCAACAUCUAGCGUCCUCCAAACACAGACCAUAAUGGCUAGGCAUACUGGGAAUUUUAAUAAAAAAUAGGUGCAUUUCCAAGCACCCAACAAUUGGUGCUCAAUGCAGAUUCAAUACCUGAUGGCCUUGGAUAGCUCUGUCUUCUUUCAUUGAUUGGUUGCAUCUUUCACUGGUUGUAUUGGGACUCUUUGUUCUAAAUUUUUUAAUAGGGAAAGUUGGGUUAACAAGUGUUAAUUAUUAAUUGAGGUAGGGAGGGCUCCAUCUUGAACUGGUAUGAGUUAAACCAACUCAUCCUUUGUGGAGACAGAUUUCCAGCCCUGUGGAGAAAGCAAUGGUGGCACCAGAAAGUAUGGAGAGUUUAGUCUUCUUCUCUUGGACUUCUAUGGUCAAACUCUCCUCUAGAAAUGCCCUAUUCCUGGUUUAGACUUUUUGGGUCAGGAUCAUUUCAGGAUCUGAACUUUGAGGGGAACUAAACCUGAAGGACACCCAAUUGUGGAUGCAUUGAAAUUCCAUACUAUAAGCGUCAAUCACAGCCCCUUCUGGAGCGUGUUAUUCAGAUAUGUGUUACAAACGUAGUUACAAACCAUGUGAAGUCGUGAUGUUGGUUUUCCAAACUCUGCCCUUUUCAAUUGUUUUCUCCAGUUCUAUUUUAAAUCCCGUUGAAAGCAUUAUUUUUAAGAGCACAUGGGACAUGUGGUUCGACCAAUUUUCCAGGCUUUGGUUUCAACCAUGAAUUGUUUCUGGUAGCUGCUUCAAAGCAGACUGCGGCAAAGACACAGGCGAGUGCUGUUUUCAAGGCAGUGCUCUUGCCCUGAGGUUCUUCCCUCCUGUCCUGAGAACUAGAAAAGACAUCCUAGGCCUUGAGAUGUAGAAACUGUACUUAUGCUUAGCAUGCAAGUCAACCCAUACCACACUUGUAAGUAGAAAGGAUAUCUCCCUAAGUUCUCCAGUGCAGUUCUAUGGCAUGCUAGGACCACAACUUGAGGUCAGCUUGGCCUUGUCUACAACAUGGCAUAAGUGGUGCCAUUGCUACUCAAAGGGAGCUCAGGUGAGCAUCAAAAUCAUGAGUAGACAUUGAAGAGUUCUGUUGAGUUGAACUGGAAGUUGGCUGUAUGGUAGGAAACAUCAUGAAAGGUUCUGAAGACCACCUCAGGACCAUUGUCCACCAGGAAUAUACCUCUGGAUGAACUACCCAACUUGAAGGAACAUGAAGCCCUAAUUAUGGCUUUAUCUGUCACACACAUAUGCAGAAAAGAGUAGGCAUGGUCCUGUGAUAGCUUAUAAGUGGGAACAUGAUUUGCAUAUCUUUCGCUGGAGAAGACCUUGGCGAAAGAUGCCCCAAGCAGUUACUAGGGUUGUUGAAGCAAACAAAGUAGUCAAAGAGUCCUGUAGUCCCUUAGAAACCAAUCCACUUAAUAGAGGUCCAUCUUUUGUCGACUCUUGUGUUAUUGUACCCAAUAAAUAGAUUGUUCUUUGAAAGUGUAAGCUCUCAUGAAUGUCUUAAGAUUGCGACUGAACCUUUAGAUUCAAGAUGUCAAGAGAAGGUCCAUCAUUGGUCCUCCUGGAAAGACAAGCAUUUCCCCCCUGUUGAUAAGAAAUGUGGAUUCUCAUAGACUUGUGCAUCCAUUGUGAGUUGAAGGGGAUGGAUUUUCUUUGCUACUAAGGCCAUAAAGGUUGAUGGACAUCCAACUUGGGGGAUGUUUGCAGAAAGACAGUGUUACUAGGGUUUAAGGGGUUGUUAAUGAAAUAUAUGAAGAAACAGAAGGUCAAUAGAGGAGCCAAGAAAAAAUCAGAUCUAAUACAGAAGUUCUCCAGAAAUACAGAGAGUUGGUUGCUCUGAUGGAUCGAUUUUCCAACCCAACCAGUGAAAACGAUGGCGAUUGAAGAAGGAAGCUCAGCCUCUAUGGCACAAAAUAUCUUUUGCUGGUGACCUUGACCGCCAUAUUUUCAAUAAUCCAGAAAAGGCACAUGCCUCCAGAGAAGGCAGCCAAAAAACAACAACAACAACACACAUGCAAAAACCAAACCAACAACAACACAGCAAUUGCAAGGAUGAAAAACCAAGUGGGUCUUUUUCCAAAACACACAACAGAGGGAAAUUACCUGACGUGGAAUAAUUACAAGGUUCCAGAUCUUUAUUACUGUACACAGAUGCUAUUUGAUCGUGGUGGAAGCCAAAAUGAUUUUGUUGCCAUGGCGCUUGUGUCCUAGCAGCUGGGGAGGGGGGGGGGAACAUGACCGCUCACAAAAAGUGGAGAGAGGGUGGGGAUCGUCACCCGAAUCCGCCAUCUUUAAAACUGUAAAGCCCCAAAGAUGAGGAUAAUUCUGCCAAAAUUCGGAUGCCAAUGCAAAUCCCAUUGUCGGAAGUAAGAGGUCGACAUUUUGAUCCAAUGACACUUUUUCCUAGGAGUCAACCUCAUUGGGAUUUACCAUUCAAUGGGAUUUACCAUUUAAAUAGACACGUAUAACAUGGGGAUUUUUUUGUUUAGUUUGCUUAAAGAAAAAUAAAUUUAAAAUGAGAAGUGUUGAGUCGUGCUCUUAAGUCCAAUUUGGGUGCACCAAAUCCCCAAUUCCCCCCACUGAUCCCAAUAUUUUGCUUCGUAAAGCAAACUAUCCCUUUGCCAACCUCAGAUAAUCCUUUUUGAAAAAACAACAACAUAAUGGAAAGUUUUAUCAAUUUGGUCACAUUGUAUGUUUUGAGUUUACACUUUCACAGCAGGAAAAUAAGGAGUUCAUGUUCUGAAUUGGCUAAUUAUUAUUAAACUUCUUACCCGCCUCUAUUUUAAGUAUACAGUAGAGUCUCACUUAUCCAACAUAAACGGGCCGGCAGAAUGUUGGAUAAGCGAAUAUGUUGGAUAAUAAGGAGACAUUAAGGAAAAGCCUAUUAAUCAUCAAAUUAGGUUAUGAUUUUACAAAUUAAGCACCAAAACAUCAUGUUAGACAACAAAUUUGGCAGAAAAAAUAGUUCUAUACGCAGUAAUGCUAUGUAGUAAUUACUGUAUUUAUGAAUUUAGCACCAAAAUAUCACGAUAUAUUGAAAACAUUGACUACAAAAAUGCGUUGGAUAAUCCAGAACGUUGGAUAAGCGAGUGUUGGAUAAGUGAGACUCUACUGUAACAUACUUAAAAUACAGUGUUCCCUCACUACUUCGCAGUUCACUUUUUGUGGAUUCGCUGUUUCGCAGUUUUUCAAUAAACUCUAAAAGACUAUUAUAAAUAAUAAAAAAUUACAAUUUACAGCCUAAUGAAGGGAAGAAGGAGAAGCCGAAGGGAGAGAAAAGGAGCCCAAGCAGCAACGGGAGGAGAAAGAGGUGAUUUAUCAACACACAACUGGUUGAUAAAGACUUAAAAUAGUGUAUAACUAUUAAAAUAAUGUAUUAAUAUUAAAAUAAAUAUAGUGUCCCUACUUCGUGGAUUUUCACAUAUUGCGGGUGGUCCUGGAACCUAACCCCCGCGAUAAGUGAGGGAAAACUACAUUGAUAAAAAUAUAAAACCAUUAAAAUACAUGCAGACCUAGGAUCAAAACUCAUUAAAAUCAGUUAAACGGCAGCUUAAAUCCACAGUUUAAAACGGACUGCAUGGACGGUUUUAUGGAGCCAGAUUUCACAGUUUAUUGGAACAAACAUAUAUCUCUAAUUACAUGUUACUCUAAAAUCCAAACAAAUUGGUUUUCAAAGAGGAUUUUCUGUUUCCUUUUGGUUGGCAAUCUUUGACAUGGAAAGGUUCGUUUUGGAAUAACGCAUUGACCACUGUAAAAUAAAACACAAGCCUAGUAGUACCUUCCCCCAUGGGUUUUGAAUGGGAAAGAAGCAUUGGCACACUGUUCAAAACCGAGGGGUGUUAUUGGGAUAGGCAUUUUGGACACCCUUAAAUUCAAGCCAUUCGGGUGGGGACCCCAUUGUGUUUGCCUCCAUCCCGGAGACUUCCGGGCGCACGUCCACAGGUUUGGAGGAGUCCGACCCUUAAAGCACCCCCCCUCCUCAGCUGCUAUCAACGGGGUCUGUAUGCUUUGGGUUUCUUUUCCUUUUUGCCACAUUUAUAUUGCCGUAGUGCUUGUUUGUGCUUUCUAGAAAUGUGCAUAACGUGACUCAUUUUACUAUGUUACUUCUAUCUUGUUAUUGUUUUGUUUUCUUUUUUUUUCUCCUGGAUCUUUUAAUAAAGUGUACAAAAUCCUC